Quercus robur (English oak) is the source of this 1815-nucleotide messenger RNA. Its product is annotated as protein ARABIDILLO 1-like. Gene Ontology annotation, molecular function: protein binding. The transcript has 6 exons. Bases 946 to 1407 code for a protein of 153 amino acids. Lineage: Eukaryota; Viridiplantae; Streptophyta; Magnoliopsida; Fagales; Fagaceae. The record is from RefSeq and is a predicted model, not a curated record.
UGCAACGCACGGGCAACUUAUUAGUUUAAUUAAAAAAGUUCAAACCUGGAUAUAGUCACUAUAGACAUCUAACUUGACUAAGACGUCCACUAGAAUGCAAAAGCAAAACCACUCAGACUGCAAAAACAAGCUAUAGUGCAAUUUAUACGUAGACUGAUUAAUUAACACAUUCAAGUGGGAAACGAAAUUACAUAAAACAUGUUUAUUAAUUGUUAAUGGUUUCCAUGACUCCUUUCUACUGUAACAAGUCCAAAUUUUGUUGCCAAAGGACAUUGACUAGUGAUAUAAUUCAAUAUCCAGAUCACUCAAAUCUCUCACGUAUGGUAUACUAAUACAUUAGAGAAGUUUUAGAAAAUCCAAAAAUAUUCUAUUUUCAUAUAAAGCUAAAAAUAUGUAUGUCGUCAGUCUUUCUCUACUUGAAUAUUCUGAGUAGUCUCUCUUCCUUCUGAUCUGAAACAAGGAUAGUCAUACAAAUUACAGAGUUAUUAAACCAACAACCAACGAGCCACCCUGUGGACGCUGGUGACUACUCUUGUUGGUUUGGAUAAUUUCUUUCUGGCUCAAGCAAGGUGCAGCGCUGCAUGCAGAGCUGACAAGAGAGGGCAGCUACUGGACUUGCAACAUUAGUUGUCAUUUGCUGACGAAAAUGCCAGCAUAGAUUAUGAUAUAGCCGAAGCAGUCAUCAAAGAUGGUGGCAUACGCCUCCUUCUGGACUUAGCAAAAUCUUCGCGGGAAGAUUUUGAUACAGUGUAUACAUAAUCGUUCUAUGGUUAUUUCAUCAUCUUACUACAUUUUUGAGCUUGAUUGCUUGGUUUAGUUUUUAUUCCUUCUUUCCCCUACAUUUUUAUUAUUGUGUAGGCUAUAGCAAAUUUGUCUGUGUAUGCGACUGUUGCAAAAGUGGUUGAGGAAGGAGGAAUCAAUAUUCCUGCUGGUUUGGCAAGGUCCAUGAAUAGACUGGUUGCUGAAGAAGGUGCUAAAGGACUACGGAAUCUUUCUCUUGGGGAACAGCACAAGGGUGCCAUUGUUGAAGCUGGAGGAGUAAAAGCUUUAGUUGAUCUUUUAUUCAAAUGGUCCACUGGUGGUGAAGAAGUCCUGGAACGUGCAGCUGCUGCAUUGGCAAAUUUGGCAGCUGAUGCCAAGUGUAGCACAGAGGUUGCAGUAGCAGGCGGUGUACAUGCUUUGGUUAUGCUUGCUCGUAAUUGCAAAUUUGAUGGAGUGCAAGAGCAGGCUGCUCGUGCCUUGACUAAUUUGGCUGCUCAUGGAGAUAGCAACAUUAAUAAUGCUGCCACUGGACAAGAGGCAGGUGCUCUUGAAGCAUUUGUUCAGCUUAAACGUUCUCCUAAUAAAGGUGUCAGGCAAGAAGCUGCUGGUGCAUUGUGGAAUUUAUCAUUUGAUGACAGAAAUUGAGAAGCAAUUGCAGCGGGCUGGUGGCGUUGAGGCCUUGGAGAGAGGUUUUAAGGCAAAAGAAGUUGUCAAUUCAACAUCGGCAUUGAGUCCAAGUGGUCCCGAUCCAACUCACGACAAUUCCAACAUGUCCAAUACCAAUCUUGCCAAUUCAACCUUGUACAAUUCUUAUGGGGCACUGAAUCCAAGUGGCGCAGAUCCAUACUACGACUAUAUCAAUAGGUCCGAUACCAAAGGAGCCAAUUCCGGCAAUCCCUUGCGGCAGCUACAGCUUAUAUUGUAUGUUUGGUUGAUAUUGCUUCACAUUUAAUGAUUUUAUUAAGUUGUAUUCAGCUUUCAGAUAGCUUGAAUUUCAGUGUGCAAGCACUACACAGACUUAUUUGAGAUAGUAAUGCUUUAUUUAUUAGAGAC